This is a messenger RNA of Vigna radiata var. radiata (mung bean), 1335 nucleotides long. Its product is annotated as dof zinc finger protein DOF3.7. The transcript is spliced from 2 exons. The record is from RefSeq and is a predicted model, not a curated record. Lineage: Eukaryota; Viridiplantae; Streptophyta; Magnoliopsida; Fabales; Fabaceae. Gene Ontology annotation, molecular function: DNA-binding transcription factor activity; DNA binding. The coding region runs from base 222 to 983 and encodes 253 amino acids. Gene Ontology annotation, biological process: regulation of DNA-templated transcription.
AUGCACGACUUUGAGCUGUUCAUUCCGAGGUUUAGUUUGGUUAAAAGCUGACACGAACAUGAGGUCUUCUAGACCUAAGAUUUGUUUGAAUCUUUGUUUUAAAUUUGUUGCUAUAUCUGGGAGAUGGUAUUCAUGACAUAAGGUGCAAAAUCCACCGUGUACUAUUGAUCUCCUACGUUCUCCUUUUCUACCAAAAAAGGAGGUUGAGCCAGUGAGGAGACAUGGAAGAAAUAGGUCCCAAUUCAUGCGCAAGGCCAUCGUUAGAGAAGAAAGCAAAACCACAAGAGCAAUUGAAUUGUCCAAGGUGCAGUUCAACAAACACUAAGUUCUGCUAUUACAACAAUUACAGCCUCACACAGCCAAGAUAUUUCUGCAAGACUUGUAGAAGGUAUUGGACAGAAGGUGGUUCUCUCAGAAACGUCCCAGUUGGAGGUGGCUCCAGGAAGAACAAGAAGGCCACCUUAUCAAAGGUUCCCGACUUGAAUCCACCAGUCUCGGCUAUUUCUUCCCAAAACCCUAAAAUGCAAGGAGUCCAUGACCUUAAUUUGGCUUUUCCUGCAGCUAUUGACAAGUAUCAUGGCAUGUCCCCAUAUGUUGAGAUGCCAAAACUUGAAAUUGGUGGUGAGAAUACCAGUCACCACCAUAGCCCUUCUUCUGCUCCAACUUCUCUUUCACCGACAUAUGGCAUGUUGCCUAGGGGUUUGAAUCCUUAUGCUCCUAAUUCCUUCUUGCCAAGCUCAGAUUCACUUUACACACCGAUCUAUCCCAUGCAAGAAAUUAAACCAAACCUUAGCUUUUCAGUUGAUGGGUUUGGAAAUAGAUCACACGGGGUUCAAGAGAACGGUGGCGGCGGGAGGCUUUUGUUCCCUUUCGGAGAUAUCAAGCACCUUUCUGCAGGUGUUGAAGUUGAACACAACAAAGAACAAGGAAAUAAUCCAACUGGAUACUGGACUGGAAUCAUCGGUGAAGGGUCAUCAUGGUAAUUAAGUAACGAAAGAACUAUUGGGAGAACAUGGAUCAAACCUGCAUUGUUUUCUUUAUCUUCUUCACUCUUUCUUUUUAUCCUUUCUCACGUGAAUCAUUAUGAUCUAUUUGUUUGAAGUUGUUCAGAUCACUAACAAUAGGAUACAUCUGGUUACUCUGUUCUGUAUACAUUACUACGUUUGUAUGUGAGCAAUGUGAGGGUUUUGCUGCUCAUCUUGGUUGUUUUUCCAUUUAGAGAGAGGCAGAUAGAAGAAGGGGUGAAUAUAGGGUCUAAUUUUGUCCAGGUCAUGCACUAGCCUGUAUUCAGUAUUCUUCUGUCAAGAGUAGAUAUAUAUCACCUUUAUUGAUGCA